AUGGCCUCCCUUCUCGUCGCAGCGCUCUUGCUGCUUAGUCGCGGCAGCAAGGCUGCAAGAACCGACCCCUUCAAUCGAACUCAUGGAUUCUGUAAACAGCUGGAUAUCCCAGUGUUUGCCACCGCGGAUAGCGCAAUCUAUGACAUACCGAGGGUGGACAGCAACAUCGAAGCGAGAGCCUGGGCAAUAUACUCCGAUACCUGGAGCACUCCAAGAUACGACCAGAGGGUCAUCAAGAACACUACAACUUCUGGUACCUUCAACAUCCAUGGCCAGUUGUGUGUUCCCAAGUCUGUCAACAAGAAAAAGGACAUUCUGCAGAUUGCCACUCAUGGAGUCCAUUACGACUCCAGAUAUUGGGAUCCUGAACUGGACCGAGAGAAACUGUCUUAUGUCGAAGCAACACUCAAGGAAGGCUAUUCCGUCUUCACAUACGAUCGCCUUGGAGUUGGUGAAUCUGAUAAACCAGACGCGUAUGAUGUGGUUCAAGCGCCUCUGGAAGUGGAAAUACUUCGACAACUCACCUUGAUGGCUCGCAAUGGCACCCUGUAUAGCUUCGCUAAACGCGCAAAACCUACCGUUGCAGCAUUCAACAAGGUCGAAAAGCCAAGCAAGGUCGUACACGUUGGACACAGUUUUGGGUCCGUUCUCACUUCCGCAUUCAUCGCCAAGUACGGUGACCUCACUGACGGAGCAAUCAUCACCGGCUACGUUUAUAACCAAUUCCUCGGCAAAAGCGGGAUGGCAUCGUGGGGUGUUGACUACGCCGCCACGAGUCGUCCCCCCUUCAGCCGAACAAGUGGUUACGUUGUGUGCCAAAAGAGUGGCAUCCAGAACCUUUUCUUCGCUGGCGAUACUCACACUGCGUACACAAAGAAGAUGUUCGAAUAUGGAGAUGCCAUUAAGCAGCCGGUCCCGGUCGGGGAACUCGCCUCUGCUUAUCAUGUCCUGCAGCUCCCGGGCCCUUCUCUCAAAGCCCCAGUACAAUACAUGCUGGCUGAGUUUGACUUUUACAUCUGUGGCGGUGACUGCAAGGGAAUAUUCAACGCCACAGCUGCUAAUAUCACUUACCCCAAUGCCGCUACUAUCGAGUCCUACAUCCAGCCGAACACUGGCCAUGCUUUUACCCUCCACAACAACGCUUCUGCUGGCUACCAGGUCACCUUCGAUUUCUUGACCAGAAAUGGACUUUAAUUUAUUUGUCGGACUUGCUGUUGUGGUUGGAUUAGUGUCUUCAACAGGCACCUCAUGGCGGUGUUUCAGCGCAAAUUCCGAUACAGGAAAAGCUUUGUGUGGAAUUCUGCUAUGAUGUGCUGGUUAAGAGAGCAAGAGACACAGUGUCAUAGUAUAGCACCAGACUAGGCGGUCAAACGUAGCUACCCCACGUACGUUUUAAAUUAACAUCACCUAUUAUGUCUGUU
This is a messenger RNA of Ilyonectria robusta, 1421 nucleotides long. RefSeq names its product Alpha/Beta hydrolase protein. The record is from RefSeq and is a predicted model, not a curated record. NCBI's taxonomy places the organism in Eukaryota, Fungi, Ascomycota, Sordariomycetes, Hypocreales, Nectriaceae. Bases 1 to 1194 code for a protein of 397 amino acids. The transcript has a single exon.